UGGAUCGCUGCAGCAAUCAUGGCUGCACAAGUAACUGGUCUUAACUCCUCGAAACUUCUCGCAGCCGACUGUCCGCAACUCAGUCAUUGCGUCUGUGGUCAGUACGCAAGGUACAUCCGUAUUUACUGCUCAACGCACGUCAACUUCAGUCUCAAUUUUGGAGACAUCUCCAGCGACCUCGUCAAGCUACCAGGGUUGAAGAUUAAAAAGCUCAUUAUCAACAGAGUAAACGAAACUGUCUUACCAUCAAACUUUCUAGCCAAUCUUACAAUAACAAAUCUCGUGAUAAACGACGACAGGUUAGAAUUCAUCGCCGACGAAGCAUUUGUGGGCGUACUCAAACUGACCAACCUGAUCGUGCUCACCACUCAGCUCAAGAGUGUCCCGCACGCUGUCUCAUUUCUUGGACCCAAGCUUAUAAAUCUGGAGAUGACCAAUAACCGCAUCGAAAAAGUCGACGACGUCCUAAAUAAAUUAAUUAACUUGGAAAUCCUAAACUUGGAAAACAAUCGCAUUGUGAGUCUGGAUGACAACUUGUUCGCUAAUCUUAUUCAGCUGAGAGAGCUUCGACUGGGAAAUAACAUGAUCGAACAUCUUCCCACAUCACUGAGUCGAGCGAAGCACUUAGUAUUCAUGGACCUGCACAAUAACAACAUCAAGGACCUGCACGUCUACGGCAAUAACAUAUCGGACGUAACCACGAUAUUUACUCGUGGUAUCAACCCUGAAAUUGUUCGAAUUGAAAGAAACCCGAUAACCGAGUUGCCAAAACGUCUAGUAUGGUCAAACAUGAAGGAGUUCCAUGCACAACAAUGUCACAUAUCUAUAGUAAACCCUGGAGCAUUCCAAAUGCUCAGUCAAUUAAGACUCCUCGAUUUGUCAGAAAAUCAAAUAUCUGAUCUGAACAACACCGUCUUUUCGCAAAGUUCUAAGCUCGCUACAUUCAGUGCCGCCUCUAAUUUAAUCAAAAACGUCGAUAACAUAUUCAACAAAACGCGCUGGCUGCAGGUCAUAAAUUUGGAUAGCAAUUUCAUUGAAGAUAUAACAAAUGCAUUCACAGGGUUAUUUUUGCUGAACAGAUUGAGGCUGAAACAAAAUGAGAUCAGUUUUAUUCGCGAUAAAACGUUCAAUUCCAAUAAGGAUCUUAAGUACUUAGACCUAAGUCAGAACGAAAUUGAAUGGCUGGGGACAAACUGCUUCAAGGGUCUGGUCAGGCUAGAUCAUUUGGACCUCGGCAAAAACAAACUCCUGUGCACAGAAAGAGCUUUCCAGACUCAGUGA
Messenger RNA from Ixodes scapularis (black-legged tick), 1281 nucleotides. Its product is annotated as leucine-rich repeat-containing protein let-4. The coding region runs from base 19 to 1281 and encodes 420 amino acids. Gene Ontology annotation, cellular component: extracellular matrix. The record is from RefSeq and is a predicted model, not a curated record. The transcript is spliced from 3 exons. Lineage: Eukaryota; Metazoa; Arthropoda; Arachnida; Ixodida; Ixodidae. Gene Ontology annotation, molecular function: protein binding.